This is a messenger RNA of Callorhinchus milii (elephant shark), 654 nucleotides long. RefSeq names its product baculoviral IAP repeat containing 5a (gene birc5a). The record is from RefSeq and is a predicted model, not a curated record. The transcript has 4 exons. NCBI's taxonomy places the organism in Eukaryota, Metazoa, Chordata, Chondrichthyes, Chimaeriformes, Callorhinchidae. Bases 89 to 523 code for a protein of 144 amino acids.
CGUGGCCCAACGGCCGCCGAGAUUUGAAUGCGCUCGCGCGCGCGCGCUGGGGGAAAAGGGGGGUGUCGGGCCAGCGAGACGGCGAGACAUGGAGGCCGCGCUGAGGAAAAACCGCCACUACUACUGCCUGCAGGACCGGCUGGACACGUUCACCAACUGGCCCUUCAUGGACGGCUGCUCUUGCACCCCUGAAAACAUGGCUGCAGCCGGCUUUAUUCACAUCCCAAGUGAGAACAGUCCAGAUGUUGCUCAGUGCUUCUUUUGUUAUAAAGAACUAGAAGGCUGGGAACCUGAAGAUGAGCCCAUACUUGAACAUAAAAAGCACUCCUCGCAGUGUGCUUUCAUUGCGCAGAAGAAAAAGUUUGACGACCUCACAACAGAAGAGUUUCUCAAGCUGGAAAAGGAGAGAAUAAAGAAUGUCAUUAAAAAACAGGUCUCUCAAACAAUUCAGUCAUUUAAGGAUGAAUCAAAAAUUGUCAGGAGAGUAAUCGAGGAUUUUGCUACCAAAUCAGAUUUCAACUAAUGCAAGCUAUCGUCCCAAAUUGAGGAUUUUAUUAAUGUGUAUUGUACAGUGUAUUUGAUAUGUAACCACUUGGACUGUCCUUUUCCUUUCAAUUUUCAAUAAAAGAAGUACUUGCUUUCUGCUUUUUCGUA